ACAAUUACAGUCGAACUUCCCUAAUUCGAAUUUUUAUAACUCGAUCAAAAUUGUGUGGCAAUAGCGUUACUGAGCAAAUUACAAACAAUUCUGCUUCCGUAAGUCGAAUUAUCCAUAACUCAAACAAAAAUAUUCUUUGUCAGUCGCGCUUAACAAUCUUUGUGGAAAGCAUCAGGGCAACAUUUUUAGCCAUGGGACCAAAACGCGCAUUAAAAUGUUUAUCACUUGAAGACAAAUUCAAGCUUAUUAAGGAUAUUGAAAGUGGAUCAAAAAAUAAGGAAGUGGCUGAGAAAUAUGGCAUUCCAUCGAGUACGGUUUCCACUAUAUUAAAAAAAAGGGAAUUAAUUGUGACAUCAAUGGAAUCGGGAACUUCUUCUGGAAGUAGCAAGAGAUCGAAAAAACCAGCUUUUGAUAGAAUCGACAAAGCAGUCCUCGACUGGUUUACAACAGCCAGAGGUCAAAACAUGACCAUAUCUAAUGGGAUAUUAAAGGAGAAAGCAAUGGAGUUUGCAAAGCGAUCUGGUGAUGAUAACUUCAAGGCAAGCACAGGUUGGCUUGAUAAAUGGAAGCAGAGGCAUAAUGUUAGUCAUCAGGUUUGCAAGGCCGGGUUUCCUACAGAUGACGACAUUGCUGAAAACUAUAGCUCCCAUUUGGUGGAAACUAUUUUAAGCGAAGCGGAAAGCAAUGACGAAGGCUUGGUAGAGGAUAAUAUUUGUCAGCCCUCCCUGAGCGAUGUGGAAAACGCCUUUAAAACGUUGACUGUUUAUUUGCAAACCAAUAACUUUACAAGUGUCGAUCACUUCAGGGCCUUAAAAAAACUAGAACACCUUUUUUUUUUAGAGAAUAACAAAAAAAAUAAUUAUCAGACCCUAAUUUCCGAUAUUUAAAGUUCUACUUAGCUUGGAGAAUAAAAGAAAAUUUAAUGGAUAAAGUA
Drosophila innubila is the source of this 934-nucleotide messenger RNA. RefSeq names its product tigger transposable element-derived protein 6 (gene cag). Gene Ontology annotation, cellular component: nucleus. Lineage: Eukaryota; Metazoa; Arthropoda; Insecta; Diptera; Drosophilidae. The record is from RefSeq and is a predicted model, not a curated record. Gene Ontology annotation, molecular function: DNA binding. Bases 192 to 887 code for a protein of 231 amino acids. The transcript has 2 exons.